Molecule: messenger RNA, 681 nt
Organism: Cooperia oncophora
Lineage: Eukaryota; Metazoa; Nematoda; Chromadorea; Rhabditida; Trichostrongylidae
Source: the annotation of a GenBank genome assembly
AUGCUCAAAAACAGGAGCAUUUCAACUACUCCAAAACAGGGUCAAGAUGCACUGCGAAGUUUCCAACGGUACGGCUUGAGUAACAUUUACGGUAUCAAAUCGAUGUUAUCCAAAAAGGACCUCGUUCCGUUUCCGCUGAUCUAUGCCAUCGACACAACAACAAAAAACCUUCGAAGCACCUUAGAUUUCACCAGCACAACAUUCUCCGUCGAGAAGAACUCUACCGAGGAUCCUUCAAUGAAUGACGUCGAUGCCGUUCCGAUCCCCAUUCCUAUCGGAAAAACGCCUAAAAGCUAUACGUUAAUACGAACUGCAGCACCUUCGACCUUUGUUCACAGGGAUGAGCACUCGGGCAGAUCCGGUAUUCCGAUUCAAAUGGUUGAGAUACGAAAAGUGAAACGAAUUGGUGGAGGAUAUCCUUAUGGACCACGAAACCUCUCGAUUGUCGAGUACUCACAAUCACUGAAAGUAGAAAAGUGCACGGGAAACAGUAUCGCUUUCAAGACUCCGAAAAUACAUCAAUCGCUACCACCACAAUCUGCGGACGUAUGGGCAAUUAGGCGACUCGAUCAAAUAUCGACAAUGGGAAACGCCAAUCUUUCGUGUCAGUACUGUGUGACCUACUGGAAAAUGCAGACCAAAUUCAAACCAAUUAAUGUAUAUGUCUAUUGCUGUAAAUGA